GUUGCCACGGAGCUCUCAAGCCAUUUUCUUUGGAAAAUAGUUUACAGCAUUAAACCUUUAAAAUUUUCUGUUUGAUUCUCGAGAAAAUGGUGAUGGGCAAGCCAUCAUAUGAGGAAUAUCGUCUCAAAAGACUGGAGGAAAAUAAGAAACGAAUGGAAGCUCUCAAUCUCCCCCAGCUCUCUCAAGCUCUCCGGAAAACCCCCUCUAACUCUUUGAAGCCCUCUCCGACGAAAAAGGUGAAACUUCGUAUGGUAGAGAAGCAAAUGGUGGUUGUGAGGCGCUCAAAUCGCCUGGCCAACAAGGCUGCCCCUGUUUACAAUGAUGUUGAACCCGUUCGCAUGGAGAUACCUAGAAGAGUUUUUAAACGCAGGGAUUUGUCCAACCGCGUAUAUGCCUCAGAUGAAGCCAGAUCAGCGGCAAUCGAAAAAGCAGAGAAGUUGGAAUCGAGUUUAGAGUCAGAUUAUCCAAUUUUUAUCAAGUCCAUGCUUCAAUCGCAUGUUACUGGUGGAUUUUGGCUGGGCCUUCCAAGGUACUUCUGCAAGGAGAACCUUCCUAAGGGUGAUGAAGUUAUGACUUUGAUAGAUGAAGAUGAUAAUGAGUAUCCAACAAUAUAUUUGGCCAGAAAAACAGGACUGAGUGGUGGAUGGAAAGGAUUUGCAGUCGCUCAUAGCUUGGUAGAUGGGGAUGCCUUAGUUUUUCAGUUAAUUCAGCAUACAACAUUCAAGGUGUACAUUAUAAGGGUGAAUGGUUCUGAACAGAGGAACACUCUGUCAAGCUCUGAGUCUUAGGGAGUUGGAUAUCAAAGCCUGUCCAUUCAAUUCAGGUAAACAGACAGUAGUAGUCAAUCCAUCUUGCCUUGAGUUUUGUCCAGUAUUAAUCUUAGAGUCAGAAAAGUAGUCGCCCCCGUGUUCAGAGUCAUUGACUUGUCUAACAUUGACAAAGGGUCUGAUAUAAUUUUUGUUGAUUUUGCUGAUAUCAUCCAAGACCCUGAUUUAGAUGUGUAAUAUGUUCGUGAAAGACACAUGCUACAACUCCCCCAGUUCAUUAAUUUACAAGAACCAAUGAGCUCAACGGUCUCAUGUAUGCUGCUGCUAAUUAAAUCCCUUAGUUUCUCUGUUUCCAUGUUGUAUUUAUGUUUUGUUUCUUCUAUGGAGAGUUGGAGACAACUAAAUGGCAAGAGCAAAAGCUGAACAAGCCUUGAAGGCUAAAAGGGUGGUGGGAUGGAGCAAGUGUUCAUGACCAUGAUCCAGAAUGAAAACCACUAAGCAGCAAAGCAAGGUAGAUGUGAAAAUGUGAUAAUAAUUGGUGAUACUGAUAGUUGUUUGUCAAAAGUUUGCACUCAAUGACAGCAACCCAUAUCAGUUCCACCUUUUUUCCCUUGGCGACCAAUAUUAUUAAUAUAAAAUCUUUGUGGGGUGCAAUGACUAAACUGCGCUGCCCUGGUUAAUGGGAUGUGGUGAGCUGUAAUCAGUAACCAGCAGUUGUUGAUAGCAACACUUGCUGCUCCUAUAUGUAAACCGAGCUGGAGCUGGACC
Molecule: messenger RNA, 1535 nt
Organism: Pistacia vera
Lineage: Eukaryota; Viridiplantae; Streptophyta; Magnoliopsida; Sapindales; Anacardiaceae
Product: B3 domain-containing protein At5g42700
Exons: 7
Coding region: 87-788 (233 amino acids)
Molecular function (GO): DNA binding
Source: RefSeq, a predicted model, not a curated record